Messenger RNA from Drosophila bipectinata, 2642 nucleotides. RefSeq names its product alpha-Mannosidase class I b (gene alpha-Man-Ib). Gene Ontology annotation, biological process: mannose trimming involved in glycoprotein ERAD pathway; carbohydrate metabolic process. Gene Ontology annotation, cellular component: membrane; endoplasmic reticulum. Lineage: Eukaryota; Metazoa; Arthropoda; Insecta; Diptera; Drosophilidae. Gene Ontology annotation, molecular function: calcium ion binding; mannosyl-oligosaccharide 1,2-alpha-mannosidase activity. The record is from RefSeq and is a predicted model, not a curated record.
UGCCUAUCGAUAGUCUUUAGCCAUGCAGCUCUCGCAGUAAUAAUUUUAGAAUUUAUUUGUAAUUUUCGUAGAGUCCUCCGAACAAAUACACUUUAGUUUUAUAGUUGUAGGUUUUUAGCUAUGUUUAAGAAGUGAAGCGGCCCGGUGGCUGGAUUACCCGCGGCCUAGUUAGCAGGAACCCACUUCGUUGGCGGCGGAUUACACAGGCAUCGAUUUUUAUUCGAAGCGAAUGUUGUGGAAUUUCCCACAUUCCAACUUAUCACAGUAAAACCACAGCAGCUCAUAUUCUGAGCUCGGCAGUACUUGGAGCGGAGCCAUGAAGGACGGCGGUCACAUAACACUCACACUUCCGACGGGCUCUGUUGAUGAGCGGGGCAGGAAGAGCUUACGGCGGGCUUGGAAUCAGCUGCCGCGUUGUCAGCGUAAUCUCAUUAUUUUGGGCAUAACAGCCUUCUGUGUGACGGUACUUCUAUGCCUCAGUGGCGAUCAGCUGAUGGCCUCCAGUCUCAAGGACUCGGAGGAAAAGCUACCCAUGGUGGCGUCCUAUCAUAUGCGGCAACAGAAUCCACACCAUCACCCCUCAAAAGACAAGGACCAAGCCGAAGCCUCGCCUGCUCCCCCGGCUUCGGUUUUGGAAGAUAAGCAGACGAUCCGUCGGGAGGUGGAAAAUGAUAAGUUUAAUGAGGCGUACGCCGAAGCGAACUCUGCCGAGAACGUCGUCCGGCUACCGGAGACGGUGGCGGUUGACCUUCCACAUGCUGUGGCCUUGCCGGCACCCGACAAUACCAAGGAUCAGGAUCUAGGUGGCAUUGAUAUUCUUAACAAUGUGGAACCCUUUGACCAGCAGCCAAGUGAACCGCUGGGCGAAAAGGAGCAACUCGACCUGGCUAUCAAGAAUCCGCUGAAUCUUGGAGGUGUUAGUUUUAAGGAGCAUCUGCACAAGAUUCGUCCUCUCCUGGCGAAGGGUCAGCACUUCCAUGGAGCUUCCAACGAGCGACAAUCGGCGGUGGUGGCCGCCUUUAAGCACUCCUGGGCAGGCUACAAGAAGUACGCCUGGGGCCAUGACAACCUGAAACCCAUCUCGCAGUACUCUCAUGAAUGGUUCGGCCUAGGUCUGAGCAUUGUUGAUUCUUUAGAUACCAUGUAUAUAAUGGGACUAGAUGAUGAGUUCAAAGAGGCCCGCGAUUGGGUGGAAAAUUCAUUGCGCUUUGAUACCAAGCGUGACGUAAAUCUCUUCGAGGUAACCAUUCGAGUGCUUGGUGGACUCCUGUCUGCCUAUCAUCUAAGUGGCGAUACAAUGUUCCUGGCCAAGGCAUCCGAGUUGGGCAAUCGCUUGUUGCCUGCCUUUUCGUCUCCUUCGGGUAUUCCCUAUUCGGAUGUAAAUCUCGGCGAUCUCUCAGCCCACUCCCCGAAGUGGUCGCCCGACAGUUCCACCAGCGAGGUAACCACCAUUCAGCUGGAGUUCCGUGAUUUAAGUCGCUCUACAAACGUUUCAAUAUAUGAACAAGUCGCCCACACUGUUAAUGAAAAAGUGCAUGAACUCGAUAAAAAACACGGACUAGUGCCCAUAUUCAUCAAUGCCAAUACAGGCACAUUCCGGAACUAUGCAACUAUUUCGCUGGGAGCGCGUGGUGACUCCUACUAUGAGUAUCUACUGAAGCAAUGGAUUCAAACAGGCCGCAAAGAUAAUGACAUUCUUAUCUUGGAUUACAUGCAAGCUAUUGACGGAGUGCUAACCGAGUUGAUGCGUCGGACUCCCCGCGAGCACUGGGUCUACAUUGGCGAACUCAUUAACGGCAAAGAUUUCAAGCCCAAAAUGGAUCAUCUGACGUGCUACCUGCCGGGAACUUUGCUGCUGGGUCACCAAAACGGCAUGCCGGAUUCGCAUCUGAUACUCGCAAGGGACUUGAUGGACACCUGCUAUCAAACGUACAUGAUGAAUCCCACCCAUUUGGCGGCCGAAAUAUCCUACUUUGCGCUCACAGAAAAGGACGAUCAGGAUAUUUAUGUGAAACCGAAUGAUGCCCACAACCUGUUGCGGCCGGAAUUCAUCGAGAGUCUCUAUUACUUCUAUGCCCUGACGGGCAACCGCACUUACCAGGAUAUGGGCUGGACCAUCUUCCAGGCAUUUGAGACCCACACAAAGGUCAAUGCUGGUUACACCUCGCUGGGCAACGUUAAAAACGCUCAAAACACACGCAUGCGUGAUCUGAUGGAGAGCUUCUGGCUAAGCGAAACUCUGAAGUACUUCUACUUGUUGUUCAGCGACAACCGCAAGGAAAUCGACCUGGAGCAAUGGGUUUUCAACUCGGAGGGCCAUCCACUGCCGGUCUAUUCGCUCAAGACUUAACUAACUUAUAAGCGACUCCAACACGAGGUCGGCCCAACCUAGUUGGGCAAAUGGAAACAACGCUGUCGGCAAAUUUAGGCUGCAACAAUCGUUUUACUUGUACUUGUACUUUAGCGCAAAUGCCAAAUACUAAGCUUAGGGUUAGGCUAAGCUCAGUUGGUCAAUCGAAUGAAGCAAUGCCCAACCUUGGGAUGGGUCGAUUUGUCCAGUUUGUAGUUCAUUUGUAAUUCGUAGGGGUGAUGUUCUAUUGAAAAAAGCUCUAAGCUUCAAGUCUGUUCUUAAUUUCCCAAAC